Messenger RNA from Astyanax mexicanus (Mexican tetra), 8343 nucleotides. It is a transcript of the gene znf638, whose product is annotated as zinc finger protein 638. NCBI's taxonomy places the organism in Eukaryota, Metazoa, Chordata, Actinopteri, Characiformes, Acestrorhamphidae. Bases 578 to 8026 code for a protein of 2482 amino acids. Gene Ontology annotation, cellular component: nucleus. The transcript is spliced from 25 exons. Gene Ontology annotation, molecular function: zinc ion binding; RNA binding. The record is from RefSeq and is a predicted model, not a curated record.
UUCCUAUCCAACACUGUACUUGAGUCUCUGUCCCUCAGGACAGAGUGAAGAUGAGGAACUUGUCUAACAGGAUUACUGAUGGGAAGUCGUGGAACAAGUCUUACAUUUUCUGCAGCUGAACUCUCAGAGAUAUACAUAUUCUUCCAUGACUAGCUGUGGAAUAAUGGCAACACUUUGUAAGUUAAGGAUCUAAAUGACUUCUGGAUCAUUUAUGGGGAAUUAAAUCCCCAAGAUUUAUACAUGUUGACCUAGCAAUAAGGAGCAGUAUGUGUGUCACAUGUAAUUACUUAUUAAAAUAUAAAAUUAUUAUGUGCUUGGUGGAAAUAAAUAUGCUCGCUAGUGGACUUUUCCUGUAAUAUGUGAGCUACUGUUACUUCUAUUGUAAUUCUGAGGACUUUUUGUGGUACGUUUAGUAUUUUUGAAAAAAUCUACUUUGGCUGUUUCUACCUCGGAGUAAUUCUAAAAGACUUCAGUUAAAUCUGUGUUGAGAAAGAGAAAAAAAGAAGAGAGAAAGGAGCGAGUAGCUACUCUGGCUCCUUAUGUACGAUCGUCCUGUUGAUGUUCCAGGGCAGAAGAAAUGAUUAAAGGCAAUAAGACACUUAGCACCCAGGAUGGAGUGGAAAACACUAUCACUAACAACACAAACAAACAACUUAAUCAGCUGGCACUGCUAGCCAGACCUGAUGCCCCUAACUGCUUUGCGUUGUUCUUGGAAAGUUGUGUUACGAAUUCCCUGAACAACUUUAGGAGCCCGCCUGUCUUUGGCCCUGCCUCCCUCCAUUUGGCCCAGAUAAAGGCUCGUCUGGCCCUGCACCACCUGAAUGUGAUUGCUGCUGGAAACGUCGCACCCCCUCUUAUUGCUUCACCUGCCCUGCCCUUGCUCAACCUGCUCAAAGUUACCAUGUCCCAUCCUAUGUAUAAUAACCGUGGAGGACUCUUCUCCAGUGGUCAGAGACCUGUGGUAACUGGGCAGUAUGGUCUUGGGUCACAGACUGGUCUGGACAUUGGGCCAAAUGCUCUAGGCCCUAACUCCAUGUCCAGUACUCGUGGGGGAAUGAUGGUAAACCAACAGAUGACUUUUCCAUUGGGUCAGCGGCAGUCGCAGAUGUCCCAGGACCUUGAAGCUGGAAUUGAUGCGAACAUCCGUGGAGCUCGUGAGGAAGUGCGUCUGGUCACUCAAAUGCUACAGCAGCCAAAGUCAGAUAGAAGAAAUGACCUUCGGGAUGAUGGGAUUUCACCAGGUGGCAGUGGUUAUACAGCGCCUGGUGUUGCAGGACGGUCUGACGUGGACUGGAGUGGUUACCAGGUUCCUGGUAAACUUUUUACUUCCCCAGCUAUAGGUCAUUCCUCUAGUUCUACUGGGUUGUUCCAGUCUCCGGCUUUUGGCAGCAGCGGAGGACUAAGGGGUUUGGAUAGCAAGCUUCCAUUAGACCUUCCACCUGCACGUUAUACUUCAGAGAGUGCCAGUGGAAUCUUGGCAAGUUUUGGACUUUCAAGCGAGGACCUUGAGCUCCUUAGCCACUACCCUGAUGAUCAGCUGACUCCAGACAACCUGCCCUUCAUUUUGCGAGACAUCCGGUUACGCAAAGCCAAGAGGAGCAUCCCCGACACUGAUGCAAGAGAUCCCCGGAUCACGGAAGCACGACAGGGCAAAGUGAUUGAUUAUGGACAUUCUAGUAAAUUUGGCUUUCCUGAGGAGAAAACGGACAGCUAUACAUCUGAUCACCUUCCUAAAGAGUCCAGCAAGUACAGCAGAGAAGUCCAGCUCUCUUCGUUCAGUGGCGUUGAUGUAUCAAAGCACCCACAGCAAAAUCCGAGAGUUCCUGCCAAGGCUUCGGUUCAAGAGCUUCAGAAAUCUUCAGCAGUGACUCAAAGAUCCACUUCACAGAGUUUGGACAUGCAAAGGACCAGUACAGUCACUGGAAGACUGCCCACUGCAGCGUCUGUACCAUCUCCCGUCACUCGACUGCCACAGAUGCCGCCUCCACUUGCUGUUCGACCACAAGCUCCUGUGAUACCAUUGGUCUCUGGAGGUCAAAAGCUUUCCUGGCCUCCUGGUUUCCCACCUUCAGCUUCUGCUCCAGCUGUGAAAAGACUGCCGACUCCCACCAUGAUGAAUGAUUACUCUGCAGCUACCCCGAGAAUCUUUCCACAUACAUGCUCUCUGUGUAACAUAGAAUGUGUCAAAAUUAAGGAUUGGAUUGAACAUCAGAACACAAAUCUUCACAUUGAGAGUUGUAGGCAUCUCAGAAAACAAUAUCCAGAUUGGAAUGUUGAGGCGGUCCCUGUUACUAGUACUGAAAAGAAAUCAGAACAUCGUAGUCCAAAACGUCGUGCUCGUUCACGUUCCUAUUCAAGAAGCCCCAGCCCAAAGCGCCAUCAUGGCUCAACCAGUCGUCGACAGCGAACUCGAUCCCGCUCACGGAGCCCUCGGCGGUAUCGCCGCUCCCGUUCUCGAAGCCGAACACGAUCCCCUCGCAGGAAGACUCGUGGUGGAUCACCCUCGUACCGGCGGAGGUCUCGUACUCCUUCAGGACGAAGGUCAAGAUCACCAGGAUAUAGCAGUAGUAGACGUUCACCUGUACGAAGUUCUCGGAGGGCGAGCCCUCGCCGGAGCAGCCCUUCUCGCCAGCACAGAUCGAGCAGCAGUGAGAGACUAGCUAAAAAACUUCUUGAGUCCUCAGAACUCUCUAAAGUCACAAACAGUAGUAGUCUAGAGGCCAUGGUGCAGUCGUUGGCCCCAGCAUUGCUAGCUGAGCUGGCCAAGAAGAGGAACAGUUCUUCUUCUCCCUCAGUGAAGAGUACCAGCAAUCGGAGGCGAUCUUCUUCUCCUUCUUUGAAAAGAAGUGAAUUCUCCAAGUCAAGCUCCUCAACUGUGAAAAGCAGCAUGCCCAAGAGUGACAAGGUUAAGAAGCCCGCUGGACCUGGGACAGCCUGCUUGCUGAGACUGAGGGGCAUUCCAUUUGGUACAACUCGUGAAGAGCUAGUGGCUGCAAUUGAGCCAUAUGGCAAGAUUCACACUGCCAUAUUGCUUAAAGCCAUUUCAGAGGCAUCUGUGUGUAUGGAGAAGGUAGAGGAUGCCAAAGCUUUGGUUAAAUUUCAGAACCUGAAGUUGCAUGGAAGGCAUGUUAACAUCUGUAUGGAGAAGGAUACAAGAGAUGAACAAAGAGAACAGAAACAGAAAAAACCUCUGAUCAAAAAAAAGGACCAGAGCACAACAAAGACACCACAACCAUUUAAACCUAAAGGGGUAACAGGCAAGACAGUGCAAACAGCUAAAAUGAAUGACUUCACCAAGAAACCACCACCAGGGAAACAAACAAACAAAGCAAAGCCCUUAAAAAAAGGUCCAGGUGAGACUCCAGUUGGUAAAAAGGUUGUUAAGAAGGAGAUCCCUUGGAGGCGAAAUAUAGUUGAGAUCACUGGUCUUCCACAGGAAGGAGUCACUGAAGAAGUCCUCAAAAGUCUUGCUAGUCCCCAUGGAUUUGUUUCAACCCCAGUCAUAGCAGUCACUCAGCAAAAGGCGUACUUGGAGAUGCCCAACACUGCGGCAGCAGAGGCACUUGUGAAGGCUUAUGCAGAAACUCCGGCCAAACUGCAAGAUAAAGAGAUAACCAUCGCAAUGAUGACUCGACCUGUGGAUCUUAAUUAUACUGAAUCCUUAUUUAGAGUGCUGAUGGAAAUGGAGAAAUUACCACCUCAGGCCAUUGCAGUGCUUCCUGAACGUCUCCUCACAGUCAGUAAUGUGCCUAAUGAAGUCACCGCAAUCAAGGAAGUUGAGAAUCUCAUCAAACGUUUUGGUUCAUAUAAGCAGUCUCUGCCUCUCAAUGGCAGGAUCAUUUUUGAAAUGGAUACACCUGCUAUCGCUAGAUCGGUUUACAGCCGGUUCCUCAAGUUUCCAUGUAUGGUACGGAAUAAUUCCCUCACGUUCAGACUCGCCAAAAUGCCAAAGACUUCUGAACAGAUUAAAAAGAAGCCUGAUGCUAAAGUGGCUAAACCUGUUCCAAAAGUGGGAACUAAAGCUCGUGCUAAGCCUAAACCUAACAAGCCUCGGGCAUAUAAUGUUACACAGGUUCCUGCAGCGGCGACAGUAACACGUACUGAAGAUGACAAAACUAAGGCGGAGGACAGUUCUGUGAAAGAAGUAACUCGAAAUGAAGCCAAGUCUGUGAUGAACCCUAAUGGUACUACUGAACCAUCUGCUGCAGAGAUGGGAGCAGGAGUCACUGCAUCAGACAGUGAAACUAAAAAGGAUCUUUUAUUUGAUGAAACACCCUCUGUUAAACUUAGUGACCAUGUGUUGGACACACAAUCUACCGAAAAAGCUGCGCUGGAAAGCAGUGACUCAGAAAUGGACUGUUUUAUUAUUGAAACGAAGUCAUGUCAAAGUGUCCCUCACAGUGAAAACAAAAUCGAGACCACUGGCACUGAAAACAUAGUGAGGGUGAUCAAAGAGCCUGAGUCAGGAGAUGGUAUUUUGCCUGCAGGAACCACUGAGGAAGUUGGCUUUCCUGUUGGUUCAACAGAUCAAGCUGAAAAAGAACUAAAAACAACUGAGAAUGCUGAAGAAAUGACCAUGGACACACUUGAGAAUGCUGAAAAGGACCCUGUGGACAUAACUGAACUUGGUGAAAAAACAGACAUGGACACAACUGAGCAAAGUGAAAAAGAAGACAUGGACACAACUGAGCAUAGUGAGAAAACGGAUAUGGACGCAAAUGAGCGUAGUGAGAAAACGUCCACGGACUCAAGUGAGCAUAGUGAAAAAACAGAUCAGGACACAACUGAGCAAAGUGAAAAAACAGAUACGGACACAGCUGAGCAAAGUGAAAAAACGUCCACGGACUCAAGUGAGCAUAGUGAAAAAACAGAUCAGGACACAACUGAGCAAAGUGAAAAAACAGAUACGGACACAACUGAGCAUAGUGAAAAAACAGAUACAGACACAACUGAACAUAGUGAGAAAACAGACACAGCUGAGCAAGGUGAAAAAGCAGACAUGGACACAACUGACCAAAGUGAAGUCACAGACAAAGCUGAGCAUAGUGAAAAAAUGGCCACAAAUUCAGAAAAGUAUGGUGAAAAAGCAGACAUGGAAACAGCUGAGCAUAGUGAAAACACACCAAUCACCAUAACUGAGCAUGGUGAACAAGCACUCUUCGACAGUGCUGAAUGUAAUGAAACAACAUGCAUGGAAAGUGGUGAUAAACUUCAGACCGAAACUACUACCGAAGUUGAGGCCAUGUCUGUCGAAGAGGAUGAGGCUGUCAACGCUAGGCUAGUAAACGAUAAUGCUGCAGACUCUCCGACAGAAGGACAAACGGUGGUUGUUGGUAAUAUAGCGAGUGGUGAGAACACUUUGGUUUCAGAAACAGAGCAUCAUAGUGUCCCCAUAAUGGAGUCUGCUCUAGUCAGUGAGAUGAUGGAAGAUGACCUGAAGCCACAGAAUGCUAUGGCUGAAAAUGAGCCCCAACUCCAUGAUGACUUGAAAUCAAUUGAACUGGAUCAGACUGGUAGCACUUUGCAGGCUUGUGACCAAAGGCAAUUCUCAGAUGAAGGUACACCCCAAUCAGUGUCUCUUCCAUUUGAUGAUGCGUCACUGGACUUUCCACCUGUUACGCAAGAGAUUUUAAAAGCUCUGGAAGCAGCAGUCCAUCAGUGCCGUUUGCAGUCCUCUAUGAGGCGUGCCGAAGAAGAAGCCAGGCAAAAGAUGGCGGCAGAGAAAGUAGCUGACAAGGCAAAGAAAGCAGGUUAUGCUGACAGUCGAAAGACCCAAUCUGUCAGGGGGAAAAAAUCUGGAAGUUCUCAAACUGGCAAUGGUGAAUCCCCAGAAAGAGAAUCCACAUCUAAACACAGACGAAAGAACAGUCCAGAAUAUAUGGCUCCUACCACUAGACGUGGAGGUUCAAGUUCUUCCAGUGCGUCUCGCAAGAGUACGUCUGAAAGCAGUCCAGUCUCAAGGGAUUCUAGGGAGCAUGAGGAGGAUAGCUACAAGAGCCGUAGCACCAGCAGAAGUACACGUUCUUCUAGAAGUGCUUCAAAGUCAAGGAAAACCACAAAGCCAAAAGAAGCAGAGGAAGAACCUUUUCCCUUCAACCUAGAUGAGUUUGUAACCGUAGACGAGGUUGUGGAUGAACCAGAAGAACACGUUCCUCUUUGCUCUGAACCUUCUCCCGAGACUGAAAUUUCCCCUGGUGUCCCCAGCGGCUCCACUUCACCCUCCACACCUCAAAAGAAACUCCCAACUUCCUCCUCCAAGUCUAGUCCUGCAACUAGAUCAAAACAAGCUAAGAAACCUCUACCUUCAGCCACAACCCGCAGGACAAGAGCAUCUGCUAAAGUAGUUGAAGAUGAAGAAUCCAAGACAGCCACAGAGUUAGAAGAGGCUGAAAAGCUGGAAGAGAAGCAGGGGGCUGAAGAUGUUGCUUCUGAUAUCUUGCUAGAGGCUGGGACGGUAGAAACCAACAUCUGUGAAUCAGAGAAGACUGUGUGCGAGUCUACAGAAGAGCCGUUACCAGAAACUUUGUCGCAGGAUGAAAACAAGGAAUGCAGUACUGAGGAAGAGUCCCUUCUUGUCAAGAAAGACCCCACAGAUGGCGGUACCACCUGCCAGCUUGAACCAAACCAGAUUGAUUCAUCUGACCCCUCAUUAAAGGAUGAACUCCAUCUGGCCUCUGAGGAGAAAGAAAUAAAAACUAAUGUUGAAUGUGAGAUGGAGGUUAAAGAAGAAGUGAAUGAUGAAGACUCUGCAGUCCCACCUCAAGAUGCCCUGGUGACACUUGAUGAGGUCAAUGAGGAAGACGAGGAUUUCCCUGAUGAUGAAGCAGAUGAGGAGGAGCUUCUAAGGCUCCAGGCUGGUGAAAAUCCUGAAGCACUUUUGACUGUUGAUGAGGUGGGAGGUGAUGAACCAGAAAUUGACUAUCAAUUUGAGAAAGAAUUUCAGGGCUUGGUCACUCUAGAUGAGAUUGUUGAAGAGGAGGAGGAAGGGGGGGAAGCAGAGAUGGAAGAGGAGGAGGCAGAGAAAAAAGAGGCUGAGAGAGAAGAAGAGGAGGAGGCAGAGAAAGAAGUGGAGGAGGAUGUGGAGAAGGAGGGGGAGGAGGAUGAGGAUUCUUUUAACCCUGAGACUCUAGUUACAUUGGAUGAGGCAGGAGGUGACGAGGAGACAGACGAGCAGAAUAAAAGCAUACAAGCUUGUUCUGAAGCUGAAACCCCAGUUUUGCAGGAGGGUCCUGUGGAAUCAUCUUGCCUAGAUGAGGAAGCAUGUCACAUGGAGGAACUAAGCAGAAUGAACUUUGUGACUGUGGAUGAAGUAGGGGAAGAUGAAGACAAUCAGGAAGAAGAGGAGGAAGAAAAAGAGUUAACUGUCACCAGGAAGGGUGCGAGGCCAAAGAGGAGACCUCGGCAGUCAGCGAGGAGAUCCAGAAGAAAGAAGAAAGGAAAGGCCAGUAACCAGACAGAAGAAACUCCUGAAGUAUCUAUUCCAGAAGAAACUUCAUCAGUCACUGAAGUCUCAACCUCAGUCACAGAGUCAAUGGAUCUAGAUCUCAAACCAGAACUGCAGAAUCUGAAAGAGGAGGAGUCUGCAAACACUGAAAUUCCACCAUCAGAUACAGAUGGAGAGAAGUGUGUUGAACGUGAGGACACUGACAGCCAAUCUGGGACUCUUUGUACUCAAGCUGUGACUGAAAAAAGAGCAACAAUUAAAGAGGAAUCCAAGCAGAGGAGAGACGAUGAACCAGAGAAGGAGCCAGAAACGAAGAGACCUUGCACUGAGCCAUCAGCAACAGAAGAAUUCACUCUUCCCCCAUUUAACCCAAACAACCCUAUUGGUAUAGACUUUGUGGUGCCAAAGACGGGCUUUUUCUGCAAGCUCUGCUCUCUGUUUUAUGGCAGUGAGGAGACGGCAAAGAAAACACACUGCAGCAGCUUACGACAUUACCAGAGCAUGCAGAAAUAUUAUGAGAAGCUAAAAAAUCAGAGUGGAAAUGCUCAGACACCAACCAGUCAAAGUUCUGCAUCUGAUUAAGUUUUUCAACAGUUGUGUUCUUUUGGGGGUUUUUUUAUCAGAAAUUCAUCCAUGGGUCCAAUGUUUUGUUAAUUGCUUGUUAUGGGCUAAGUUUAUUUUAAACUCAAAAUGAUGCAAAUGUUACAGACAAAAAAUAAAUGCAAUCUUAGUAAAUGAUUAUAGUAUAUUUUAUUUCAAAUGUUUGAUUUAUCCAGCGGUACAUUUCUUUUUUUCUUUAAAGAUGUGUUGUAAAUGAUGACUUAUUGUUUGUCAUGUCAUUUAUCAAAUUUUGUGUGGACCUAAAUCCUGUAAAAUGAACUAUUUGAAGAGAGCUGUGA